This is a messenger RNA of Rhagoletis zephyria (snowberry fruit fly), 332 nucleotides long. RefSeq names its product protein Malvolio-like. The record is from RefSeq and is a predicted model, not a curated record. Gene Ontology annotation, cellular component: plasma membrane; endosome membrane. Gene Ontology annotation, molecular function: manganese ion transmembrane transporter activity; iron ion transmembrane transporter activity; cadmium ion transmembrane transporter activity. Lineage: Eukaryota; Metazoa; Arthropoda; Insecta; Diptera; Tephritidae. Gene Ontology annotation, biological process: iron ion transmembrane transport; manganese ion transport.
UUACUUUUGGUUAUGAGUACAUCGUCUCAGCGCCCAGUCAAUCUGAAGUGAUCAUAGGUAUGUUUGUGCCAUGGUGUAAGGAUUGCAAUGCCAAUGUCCUACUGCAGGCGGUAGGCAUUGUCGGUGCUGUGAUAAUGCCCCACAAUCUAUACCUGCAUUCGGCCUUAGUCAAAUCACGUGAUAUCGAUCGCCGUCAACCGAAAAGAGUGAGCGAGGCGAAUUACUACUUCUUCAUUGAGGCGUCAGUGGCGCUGUUUGUAUCCUUUAUUAUAAAUCUUUUUGUUGUGGCGGUCUUUGCGCAUGGCAUGUAUGGUAAAACCAAUCAGGACGUG